Messenger RNA from Cucumis sativus (cucumber), 1176 nucleotides. Its product is annotated as two-component response regulator ARR1. Bases 1 to 1176 code for a protein of 391 amino acids. The record is from RefSeq and is a predicted model, not a curated record. NCBI's taxonomy places the organism in Eukaryota, Viridiplantae, Streptophyta, Magnoliopsida, Cucurbitales, Cucurbitaceae. Gene Ontology annotation, molecular function: DNA binding. Gene Ontology annotation, biological process: cytokinin-activated signaling pathway; phosphorelay signal transduction system. The transcript is spliced from 5 exons.
AUGAUUCGUCGAUUGAAUAUACCAAACAAUUUAUAUCCAUUUCAGUACAAAGUCUUGGUGGUUGAUUAUGAUUACACUCAUCUCUUAGCAUUGGAUAACACUUUCACUUCACUGGGCUAUCAAGUGUUAACAUCACAAAAUCCUGAGCAUGCUAUGGCUAUGAUCCUCAAUGGAAAUACUAGAAUUGAUAUUAUUGUUUGUGGAAUUCCUUGUUCGAACAUUGGAGCUUUUAACCUAAUUCGAGCUGCCAAAUGGGAAUUCAACAUUCCUGUUGUUUUGAUGCUUUCGGAUCUUAACGAUAAAGUUACCAUGAGAGAGAUUGCGAAUGGUGCAGCUCAAUGUGUACUGGCCAAGCUUCCUUAUACUGAUUGCCAAGCUUUAAAAAAUCUUUGGCAAUAUGUGGCUAGUACUCGUAGUGAUGACUAUUACUCAUCUGUUUACGUACCUCAAAUUGAAUCAACUUCAAGGAUAGAGCCAUCGUUCAACGUCGUUCGAGAUACUCCAACCACAUACGGAAGAGAACCGGGUUCUUCGUCUAACCCGAACACUUCUUUAGAUAAAAGUCAUUAUCAUGUAACCACUGAAUACGGAGGAGGAUUUAAUAAUUGUUCUGAUCCUAAUCUUGAUUUAAAGAAAAGAGAAGAAAAUAGUGAGGGUUUGGACAAUGAUCAUCAUCAUCAUACAAUCGUUGACAGAAAGAGACGUUUUAAUUGGACCGAGGAAUAUCAUCGAAUAUUUCUAGAUGGCAUCGACGACAUCACUUUGAAAGCUAUAAAAGUUGUUCCUGCUAAUAUCACCAAAUAUAUGCAUGAUAGAGGUGUUUCACAGAUACAGAGAGAACAUGUUGCAAGUCAUCUUCAGAAGUACAGGUUGAAUAUUAAAAAAGAUACACAUGGGAGUGGAGAUUUUGCAAAUAGUGAUGUGGUCACUAAUAAACAAACCAUCCCCAAAGCACAAAAUGUUCAACAAGAAACACCACCAAUUACACAACCAUCUAAUGAAAUCGAUAACUGGUGGGAUACACUUGAAGACUUAGCAAUAGGCUUGGAGAAUAAAUCAACCAGCAGCAUUUGGCCAGAUUUUAACGAUGAAUUAUUCAAAGAAAACAAUAUAAUCCCAACUUGGCGUAUGGAAAAUUUUUAUCAACCUCCACAACUAGGUGAUCAAGAAAAGUAA